This is a messenger RNA of Tachysurus fulvidraco (yellow catfish), 6355 nucleotides long. RefSeq names its product SET domain containing 1B, histone lysine methyltransferase b (gene setd1bb). The transcript has 18 exons. Gene Ontology annotation, cellular component: Set1C/COMPASS complex. The record is from RefSeq and is a predicted model, not a curated record. Gene Ontology annotation, molecular function: histone H3K4 methyltransferase activity; RNA binding; protein binding. NCBI's taxonomy places the organism in Eukaryota, Metazoa, Chordata, Actinopteri, Siluriformes, Bagridae. The coding region runs from base 196 to 5907 and encodes 1903 amino acids.
GGUGAUGCACCUGUAAGGCGGGGCGCCAGGUGACUCCCACCUGUUGUGAUGCAGGUUUAUCCCUCAGGAGAAAGCACAAGUCGCAACAAUGCAGCUGAAUAACAGCGAUACGAACCGUUUAUCUGUCUGUUUUUAAGGGGAAGAGUUUCACUUGAACGAGAAGUGGCUGUUAAUAACAGUGUACAAUGAGUGCAAAUGAUGAGCGACAGCUUCGAGAAGGAGGGACAGGGAGAUAACGAAUGUGUUGAUUCUGGAGCGGAAAGAACGCCCAACUGGUGCAGCUACAAACUGCUUGUUGAUCCGGUGUUGGACAGUGGAAAGGAAAAGCUCUAUCGCUAUGAUGGACUGCAUUUCAGCUCGCCUAAUCCUGGAAUUCAUCCACCAGAAGUCAGAGACCCCAGAAUUGCUCGUUUUUGGACCAAAUUUAAAGAGACGAAUCUGCCGGUCCCCAAGUUCAAGGUUGAUGAGAAUUAUGUCGGCGCACCGAAGGAGGUGACGUUCAGCAGGCUGAACGACAACAUCAAGGCCUCCUUCUUAACGGACAUGUGCCGAAAGUUUGGAGAGAUCCAAGAGGUGGAGGUUUUGUUCAAUCCCAGGAAUAAGAAACAUUUAGGAAUAGCCAAAGUCGUUUUUGAAACCGUCCGAGGAGCCAAUGAGGCGGUGCAAAAACUACACACUACUUCAGUUAUGGGAAACCACAUUCAUGUGGAGUUGGACCCAAGAGGAGAGAAGCGGACACGAUAUUUCCAGCUGCUUGUCAGUGGGUUGUAUACUCCCUUUACUCUUCCUUUAGGGGAAGAGGCCUGGGGACCACAGUCACCAACCUACAGCUCUGACUCUCACAACGAGUAUGACCCUGUGAAGCGACUGUCUCAUGGAUUUCUGUCUUCAUCUUCUACGCUCCUCGGCUCCACCCCAUUUGAUUGCUCCACCCCUAUGUCCAUGGACACUGCCUAUUCGAGCAUGCAUCAGGACACUCCGUGUAGUUUCUGGCAGGACACUCCACAUGGCUCGCCGACAUCUCACAGUAACCCGGGAACCCCGCCGCACUGCGAGAGCCUUGCGAACGAAACAACAGAUACGCACACUGAUACACACGCUUCAAAACAGUCAACUCCAUUCAUCACCUCUGAAUCCCAACACACCUAUCACAACCCUCACUUAGUCCAGCUAACACCACAUACGCCAAAUACAAGGGAGGGGUCUUUAAUAAACGUUACUCAAAUUUCUUGGACCUCUAAAGGGCACAUGGUAUCAGGAGGCCAGUCCAACAAAACAGUUGGCAGGGCUUCUCGAGGCGGGCACAAGGAUCGUGUAUGGGGCACUAAAUACCAAAAUGCAUAUAACCGUAGACCGGAGCAUCACUAUGUGCACAGACCUGUACUCAACAGAUAUCGCUAUCGUUCGGGAUGCACGAAAAAUCUAGUGCCGUUAGUUACAUUUCAAGGAUCUUCAGCUGCUGAGACACAGCCAGAUAAGUCUCUUAUUCACAGUAGUAGUAGCACGAAUAUACCUACAGGACAAAAAUCCAUGGAAGCGCCUACAGGUAGUAUUGACAAGGAACCAAUUCAGCCAGUACCCGAGAGGGGAAACUUGUGUCAAAUACAAACAUUGUGCUCACAGCCAUUGAGAAAAUCUUUCGAUGUUCUUCAAAAAACUCCUGGUAACAUCUUUAACUCUCCUCUCAAUGUUCCUGAUGUACAAGAGCAUGACAAGGCUGCAAUACAAACCCCAGAACGGUGUAUCUCCCCUGAGCCAGAGCAAAGUCCCUCAUCAGGGUCGUUUCCUCCGGAACAAGUGCCAAGCAGCCUGGACUCUCGUAUAAAAAUGCUCCUGGGCACUCAGAGUUCAGAUGCAGAAGAGAAUGAAAACUCAGAAGAUCGGGUUUCCCUAAACAUUCCUCAACUGUCCUCCAAAUCUCGUCCUCCUUCUCCACAAUCCCCUGAUUCCUCACCUACCCGGAAUUUCCAUGCAGCUUCCAGUCACUCUAGUUCCACGCAACACACUUCAUCUAUGUCGGGUUUUGAGGACGUGAGUCCAUUUCCACUCCCGGACUCAGCAGAGGAAGUAGAGGAAACUCGACCAAGCAACGAGGAUCUGUCAAACAUACCCGUCAUUUCGAAUGUCUGUCCAACAACACGGCCGGCUCAGGAACCUUCUCACCAAACAGCUAUGACUAUGCUGCCUCUAAGACAAGAACCUUCUGAGCAGCCUAUUGGACCCGGGACCUGCUCUUCCCCUGCUGCUCCUGUAUUCCCGUUACUUCCUCCACCUGUUCUCCUACCUCCACCAGCCUUUCCUACUCUACCACCACCAGUUCUGCCUCCUGUACUGGUUCGAAUCCCUCCUCCUCUUCCUCCUCCAUCAAACCUCUCUGUAUCUCUAUCACCGUUCUGCUUAACACCAAAGAUCCCUGUAGGACAAAUGAACAGGCCCUCCAGGUGGACUAACCCUCCAGCACCUCCUCCUUCUGCACCUCUUCCUAUCCCGACUAGAAUAACCCAGGGGAAAUCCCACACUGUUUUCCCACCUCCUUUUUCCAUUCUUCCUCCCCCGACACCCUUUACAGUUGUGGAUGGGGUCAGACAUGCACCAUGUCCAACUUUUAAUACGGCUGUCAUCCCUGGCUACAGGGCGCCAUGGCCUCCCCCACACCUACCUGUGUUUGACCCUUCAGUGCCGCCUCCGGGUUACGUGCCUGUGACCAAGUCACUCCACAAGGCUACGGUCGAUGGAGUAAUGGCUGCUGUAGCUGCAGAACUCAGGCUCAUAGUGAAGAAAGACAUUCAUCGUAGGAUGGUUGAAGGCGUUGCCUUUGCAGCAUUUGACCAAUGGUGGGAUGAGAAGGAACACGCCGCUAAGACAACGAUGGCUCCAGUGAAAUCUGGAGAAAAUAAAGAGAAAGAACCUGUGAAGAACAGAGUUUUGGAGCCAUGGCAGACUGCAGAGGGGACAGACGGCGUAAUAAUAGGCACAGGACUGGGGUUGGGUCUGCGCUCUGCCCUCAAACUGCCUUCGUUUAAGGUGAAGCGGAAGGAUCCGUCCGGCGAGGACUCCGUAGAGGCUAAAAAGUCACGUCCGUCCUCUCCGCCUGGUCACACACACUCAGAGGAAACGGGUCAGUUCAGUGGUCUCAGUCUGCAAAAAGCAGGACAGGAGACACACACCCACGAUGAGGAAGCAGACGAGCCCCAGAAGGAACCGGGAGUGUCUGAGAUAAAGCGGCGCCAUGCCAGACCUCUGGAGCUGGAAAGCGAUGAGGAGGAAGAACAGGAAGAAGAGGAGGAGAUGAAGAACUCUGGGAAUGAGGAGAAGUUGGGUUCUGAGCAAGAGGAGAACAAGAAAAAAAAUAUUUCAGAUACCAAUCAGGAUGAUGAUGAGGGAGAAGGAGAAGGUGACAGAAAGCAGGGGAGUUGUUCAGCUGUAAAGGGAGAAGGAAGAGAAGAGAAGCUUUCAGCUGUGAGAGAGGAUGAAACUCACUCAGACAAAGAGGUAAUUAGCAUAGCGUCUUCAGAAUCCUCCUCCAUCGCAGAUUAUGAAUCCACACACUCCUCGAGAUCCGAUUCCAGCUCGUCUGACGAGAGUCGUUACUCUUCCGACUGCGAGGAGUCUGAGGAAAACAUCGAGGAUGAUGGAGAAAGUCCGUGUUCUGAAGCGCCACAGGAGGAGAGAGCAGCGGAGGAGAUUUGGAUCUCAUCAGACGAUGAUGUUGAAGAAUACGUAUCUCACACCCCCUCUCGAUCUUCCCCAAACUCCUGGGAGGACGAGCUCGCCCCGCCUCUGACUCCAUCCGCUCCGCUGUCUAACGAUGGUGACCCAGAUGACGCGCUACUAGACAUCGAUCCACAGGAAGAGCUGCGAGUGGAAGUGUUUCUUCACAGCUACGGCUGCCAGGAUCCAGUCACACAGCACUUGUCAAACAAACUCGAGCUGUAUGACCCGGCUCUGGUUUCUCCAGCCCACGAGCCUCUGGAACUGCAGAGUCCACCAUUGACAACUUAUAGAGAGUUUUCCUCUGAUGAGGGGUCGGACACGGAUACGAAUGUAUUACUGGAGGAUUCUGUGAACCUCAGACCCCCCACACCAACAGGCUCUCUGUCAAGUGAGCCCGAGCUCGAGCUAAGGUACGGGCUAUCGCUCUCUGCUCCCGAUGACGUAGAACUGCCCUGUACUCCCGGAGGCAGUUGUGAAACAGAGACAGGAACUCUCGUUUUAUCCCCUGCUCCUACUCCGCCUCUCCCUCCUCCACCUUCUCCUACUGGCUUCUAUCUAAUCUCCUCUCCUACACUGUAUUUGUCUCCUCUUCCUCCUGCUCUCUCAUCCUCCUAUCCUGCCUAUGAGGAAACUCCUAAAACACCAGGCAGAACUAACAGAGAGGAACAGUCAUAUCAUACAGCAGCGAUUACGCGAGAAGCAGUGCUUAGGAUGGCGACGCACAGCCCGUUCUCUCCUUCCUUUCUCUCAGUAUCACCGUACACAGGAAGCGGGGUCCCCAGAACUCCGGGACGGGAAACUAAUCCGUCCUCGCCUCUUUCCGAGGACAUCGACGUCCAUUUUCAUCAGCGGGAGCACCGGACAUAUCGGAGUCAAAGCUACUACUCACAACAAAUCCACAUCCACAGCACCAGCUCCUCUCCUCACUCCUCAAGUGAUUCCUCAAGUUCAGACACACAAGAUUUGAGCUUUUCUACACAUCAGCUGACUCGUUUUGAUGAUCUCGGGAAGAGAAGAGAGCGGAUGCAGCGCAAAAGGAGAAUGAUCCUGUCACAGAGAAACAGACGAAACAAGGACGAUUUUCAACACAUGCCUGUGCUAGUUUCGUCUGCUAAAUCAUCACCAUGUGAUGCGGCUCCAUGUCUGAGCAAGGAACUAGCAGAUCAGGCCAAAAAGCCACUGCAGGGACUCGAGAACCGAUUAGAAAACAGGCUUCAACAGGAGCCACAGGAGAGCCAGAGAUCCCUAAAACCGCUGUACCCGUGGAGAAAGAGAAAGUCAUGGCCUCACACUUCUUUGUUUGCCCCUCGGUCCAGACGGAGAGAAAGGCUGCUUAUCGAUGCCGUCUGGACUAAAGGAGUGAACAUGGAGGAGAUCAGCCACCUGAAGGCCACAUACGAGAAGAUGCUCCUGCAAAACAACACCUUCGACUGGCUCAAAAGCACACACUGGGUUCCUCAUCCUCCAAGCAGCGUUCCUCUGGAAUGGCCACCAAAACUGCCAUGCGGGUCUCGUUAUCACACGACUGCAUCCGCACGCACAGAGGGAUUUUACGUCAUCAGCAAGAGGGACAAACUGCGCUACCUCAGACACACACACACCGCCUCAGGAGAGCCGACUGCAGACACUCAGGUGGGAAUUAAUGUGUCAGCUCAACUUCCCUCGUCAUCCCGUUCCGGUUCGGAUUUCCGAGCAGAACAGCGGCGCCUGCUCUCCUCCUUCAGCUGCGACAGCGACCUGCUCAAGUUCAACCAACUGAAGUUCCGUAAGAAGAGGCUGCGCUUCUGCAGAAGUCGCAUCCAUGACUGGGGAUUGUUUGCAGAGGAGCCGAUAGCUGCGGAUGAGAUGGUGAUCGAAUACGUCGGACAGAGCAUACGGCAGGUGAUAGCCGACAUGCGAGAGAGGCGCUAUGAGCAGGAAGGCAUCGGCAGCAGCUACCUGUUCCAAGUCGACCAGGACACCAUCAUCGACGCGACCAAGUGCGGCAACCUGGCCAGGUUCAUCAACCACAGCUGUAACCCAAACUGCUACGCUAAAGUCAUCACUGUAGAAGCCAAAAAGAAAAUAGUCAUCUAUUCUCGCCAGCCGAUCAGCGUCAACGAAGAGAUCACGUACGAUUAUAAAUUCCCCAUCGAGGACGAGAAGAUCCCCUGCCUGUGCGGAGCCGAAAACUGCAGAGGAACCCUGAACUAGACCGUCGACGUAGACCGAUUGUUCCGUGCUACAUGACGCCAUUGCUUUUUUUGCAUCUGACUUUCUCUAGUACGGGACACAAACCCUCCAUGACUCAUAAAGACAUUGCAAUGCUAUUUGAAUCACCACACUACAAGUGAUGUAAGUUACAGACUUGUAAUAAUGUGGUUACUUCUUUUAACUAGAUGAUUGUAAUAAUUCUUGACACAGUGUGACUCACAUCUUCACAGAUAGACAUCCUAAAAAAGAAACGGUUAUCUAAUCAGAAAAAUUAACCAAUCGCUAUCUCUCCGGAAGGAUUUUAUAUUAAAUCCAUAGAUUCUGUGUACGCUGUUCAUUGUUAUUUUUCUUUAACAUGCAUAAAGCAUUUGAAUUCACACGUGAUCUUCACACAUCACUGUGUGGUAUUACACUUGCAGGACAAAUAAAGUAUAUUUUCUUGCAGGAA